Oreochromis aureus is the source of this 2206-nucleotide messenger RNA. RefSeq names its product apoptosis-associated speck-like protein containing a CARD. The transcript is spliced from 9 exons. The record is from RefSeq and is a predicted model, not a curated record. NCBI's taxonomy places the organism in Eukaryota, Metazoa, Chordata, Actinopteri, Cichliformes, Cichlidae. The coding region runs from base 117 to 1199 and encodes 360 amino acids. Gene Ontology annotation, biological process: regulation of apoptotic process; inflammatory response; innate immune response.
UUCUCUCUUACCGCAGUUCCGAAUUACUCAAAACAGCUUUACAUAACUACUCUGAUACCACACCGGAAAGCAACAGCAGUUACAAUCAGAGGUGCAGUUUUGGAUCUCGGUGAAGAAUGGCCAAAACUAUCAAAUCCGCUGUGGCAGAGGCUCUGGAGGACUUGAAAAAGGAAGACUUUGAGAAGUUCUGCCACCAGCUUCUGGACCGCAGACAACAGCCGCGCGUAAAACGCAACAAGGUGGAGGACAAAAGCCGUCUGCAGGUCACAGACGCGCUGGUGUCUACUUUUACUGAGGAGGGGGCUCUGACCGUGGCUCUCGAGAUCCUGAAACAGAUCGGCUGCAGCGACGAGGCCAAAGAACUUGAGGAAGCUACAGGUGGAAAAUCCUCAAAACCUGCUCCUACUGACCCCUCGAGUGAGUCAGCUGGAGGAGCUGGUGGAAGUAAAGCAGCAGGCGGGAAGCACUUUGUGGACAAACACAAAGUCCAGCUGAUCAAGCGAGUGAGCAACAUCGCACCCAUUUUGGAUGAGCUCCAAGACAAUGAAGUUAUCAACCAAGAACAAUAUGCCAGAAUUAGAGCUCUGUCUACCGCUCAGGACAAGAUGAGGGAGCUCUACAGUGGUCCCCUGCAAGCCAGUGCAGCCUGCAAAGACAUCUUCUAUAAAAUCCUUUUGGCAAAUGAGAAAUUUCUCGUUAAUGAGCUCCGUGAACAGGAUGACCUGGCGUCCACACGUUUUGGAGGAAGUAGAAGGGAAAAGCCGGCUGCAGGUCACAGACUUUUACCGCGGAGGAGGCGCUUCGGUGGUUCUGGAGAUCCUGAAACAGAUCGACAGCAGCGCAGAGAGAACGCUACAGGUGGACAGUCCUCAAAAAGUGGUUCUAGUGACGCCUCGAGUGGCUCAGCUGGAGCAUCUGGUGGAUGUACAAUGGCAGACGGGAAGCACUUUGUGGACAAACACAAAGUCCAGCUGAUCAAGAGAGUGAGCAACAUCGCACCCAUUUUGGAUGAGCUCCAAGACAAUGAAGUCAUCAACCAAGAACAAUAUGACAAAAUUAGAGCUCUGUCUACCUCUCAGGACAGGAUGAGGGAGCUCUACAGUGGUCCCCUGAAGGCCAGUUCAGCCUGCAAAGACAUCUUCUAUCGAAUCCUUUUGGCAAAUGAGAAAUUUCUCGUUGAAGACCUUUCAAAGAAGUAAAUGUGUUGGAAACCCCCCCCCCCCCACAUUUUUAGACCAAAUGUACACGAUCUACCUGAACAUAACAUGUUUACAUUAAAAAGGUGGAGAUGUCUUUUCUUUGUGGGGGUUUAUAAAAAAGGCUCCAGUGCUUUAAUUUAGAAAAUUGUUCUGCUAUGUGGUGUCUUUGCUCCUCAGUGACUCUCCUUUAAUUCAUCCAUUUUACAUGAAACACUUUGGAUAUUUAAAAUUUUUUAUUUUAAAAACGUAAAUUGUAUCAUUUAAAAAUGAAUUGACGAUGUCAUCAGUCGUGUUUUUAUCCAUGACUCAAACUGUCAUAAAUUUGUUUUCAGAUUUCAUUAUCUUCUAUAAAGUAAAACAUAAUGCAAACAUUUAUUGUCAUUAAAAAUAAACCAGAAUUAAACUCGAAGAAUUCUUUUUGGUGAAUAAUUAAAAGUAUUUUAUAAAUUGACCUUUGAAAUUAAUAAAUAAAUAUAGUGAAAUAAACGCAGUGUACGAUGUCUGCAUAAGAGUUUAAACAAUGUCGUCUACUUUUUUCCAACUGGCUAAACAAAUAUUUAAACACUUAAAAGUCACGAUCCUCCUCAAUCAACUUACUUUGUAAGUAAUCUGCAAAGCUUUGAGCAUCAGACUUCACCUAAAGUACCUAAAAUGAAAUCAGGAUCAUUUACAUGAUGUUACUGGCUUUAAUUACUGAUUCAUUAAUGUGUGUAUUAGCCUUUUGUUGCAGCUGCAGCUGAUUUGAAUUUGUUAUAUACUGUUAGCUGACUGUAUCUAUAUUCAAACAGUACAUAUUUUUAAAUUUGUAUUUUUUAAAAUGUAAAACAACACUCAGGACUCUCCUCUGGCAUCAAGUAAAAUGUCAGAUUUUAAAUUCUAGUGUAAUGAGUAUUGCACUCUGCUGUUUGCAGUAAAAAGGGUUUGAAUGAUGAGCCAAUAAUAUCUACCUGAGCUUCCCAAAACAAGAUAUCAAACAAGGUUUAGAAAUUAAACAUAACUCUACUUUU